GUUUCAGGUAGUGGCUUCAUCCUCUCCCAGUCCUCACGAUUUCCCAUAUUGCUAGGGUUUUAUUUUUCGCCUUCUUUUCAUCUCUCCCUAAAUUUUGCCCUUUCUCACGCUAAGCUCCCCUUUCUCUCUAACCUUCUUCCAGUCGCUUACUGGUUGCCGGCCGACGAUCUUCACUCGAUCUGUUCUUUGGUUUAACAAUUCGCCGAACUGUCAAAUGAUGUUGGGAAUUUGCGCAAGGGCUUUGAGUUCAUAUAGAUGUUACUGUGAGCUGUGAAAUAAUCUUUUAUAAAAUCCCCUCUGAUGACAGUGGAAGCAUAUUUUGAAAUAUGCGUCGACCAGCAAGAAAAUUAUCAUGAAAUAAGAUUUUGGCAUUACUUUUCUCACCACCAAUCAAUGAAGCAUAUAGUCAAGAUUUUGACAUUAUUGAUGGCCAUAUCAGCGUUGUGGAUUGGCCUCUUGCAAACAUCUAUAUUACCACAUGGCCAUGCAUGGCUGCUACCCAUCUAUUUUAUUGUCUCUCUGGGAUGCUAUGGUCUAUUGAUGGUUGGUGUCGGUCUAAUGACAUUUCCAACUUGUCCUAGAGAAGGACUGUUGCUACAACAGGACAUUGAUGAAGCCAAAGAACACCUUAAGCAAAAAGGGAUUGACAUAAAUUCUAAUUGACAGACUUCACCAUCCUCUGCCUUCUCUCCUGUUGAUCAGAUCUCUAUUUGUUUGAUCAGGGCGAAGAACACUAAACCCAUUUCAAAGCGCAUUUUUUUAUUGGAUUCUUUAAGAAAGGUAAUGAUUGUGGAUUCAUGUAUAGAACGAAGUUGUUUCUUUGAUAAUUUUGUCAGUUGGUAACAUAAUCUUUCAGUUUUUGACAGAGCUAGCAACUCUCUCUCUUAUAUAUGUUUCCAUUUCUUUAUACUACAAUGUAUAUUCAGAUGACUUUGUGAUUGAUGUUAAUGACCUCAAGUUUGAUUGUUUUGAGCUC
Cucurbita moschata (crookneck pumpkin) is the source of this 976-nucleotide messenger RNA. Its product is annotated as dolichol-phosphate mannose synthase subunit 3-like. Gene Ontology annotation, biological process: GPI anchor biosynthetic process. The record is from RefSeq and is a predicted model, not a curated record. Gene Ontology annotation, cellular component: dolichol-phosphate-mannose synthase complex; endoplasmic reticulum membrane. NCBI's taxonomy places the organism in Eukaryota, Viridiplantae, Streptophyta, Magnoliopsida, Cucurbitales, Cucurbitaceae. The transcript is spliced from 5 exons. Bases 301 to 663 code for a protein of 120 amino acids.